AUGGUAUUGACGAAAACAGUCUUACAUUCAUAUCUCACUGAUAGAACUCAAAAGUGCCGGGUAAAUGGUCAACUGUCAGAUUCUGUGCCAGUGGCCUGCGGUGUCCCUCAAGGUAGCAGUCUAGGACCAUUGCUAUUCCUCAUCUACAUUAAUGAUUUACCGAACUGUCUUAAUCAUACAACUGCAAGAAUGUUCGCAGAUGAUACAAGUAUUAGUUAUGCGUCCGACUCAGCCAAAGAGCUCCAAAAUGUCAUUAACACCGAAUUGAAAGGUCUAAGCGAUUGGCUAAUCACUAAUAAACUAAGCUUAAAUAUUGUAAAAACAGAAUUCAUGGUAGUUGGAUCUAGACAGAGAUUAAAAACACUAAAUAAUGAAAUAUAUUGA
Messenger RNA from Paramuricea clavata, 384 nucleotides. NCBI's taxonomy places the organism in Eukaryota, Metazoa, Cnidaria, Anthozoa, Malacalcyonacea, Plexauridae. The record is from the annotation of a GenBank genome assembly.